AUGGGCAUUCGCGGUCUCCUCCACCUGCUGCAGCCGUACCGCGUCGCGCUCGAAUUUCCGCUGCUGCCCCAGGCUGUUGUGGCUGCUGCCGAUGACGAUGCCGACGUGCAAGCGAGUGCCGACGCGACGCACAGUCGGCCAGGCGCCGUCCGUCUCGAGUUGGCCGACCAGGACGACUCUGAUGGCUUCGCGCUCAGCAAGGACGCCGUUCGCAACCACAGGGACUCCUACAGUGGCCGGUCGCGCCCAUCUCUGUCUCCUCCUCUGGCUUCUUCUCGGUCCUCCUUCCCGGACCCGGACCCGGACCCGUCUACUGCUCACCCAGCCCAACAUCAGCAUUCCGACCUCAGCUCGGUCACGAAUGCCGUCGACGGCGCUGUCUAUGCUGUUGUCGACGGACCGGCGCUCGCCUACCACGCCUACCACGUCGCCUUGUCUGGAAGACGUCUUGCAGAGAAUGCGCUCGACGCUCUUCCCACGUACGAUGAAGUGGGUCGCAUCGCGACAGAUCUGCUAGACACCUUACAGGCCCAUGGGAUCCGCGUCGCCGUCAUCUUCUUCGACGGGGCGCUGCCGGAGCCCAAGCGCGACGUGAGGAUCCAGCGCUUGUCCGCCUAUCUCCGUCAGCUCGAGCAUUAUCGAUCCGUGCAUUCCUUUCAUUUCGGACCUAUGUCCGACUGCAGCAUUGUGGAUCGUCUUGCCUCUGCUGCUGUUGAUACGCCGGCUACGGCUCCGCUGACGGGGAGCGACGAAGGCGCGGAUGACAGAAGCAAAAGAAGUGCCGAAAUCAAUCGUCACAAGAACGAUGAAACUAACUACAACGACGACGGGAACAGAACCCGUAAGCAAAACAAUCGUGGAUCCACUCCGUCUACACCCUGUUUCUCGCCAGCCCAGGUGCCCGCGAAGCUGAAGCUACUACCUGCCCUGCCGUUUCUGGUGCCUUCCAUCAUCGAGACGUUGCACAAGACCGCCUAUGCCGGUCGUGCCGUCGUCGUUCCAGGCGAGGCAGACUCCUUCUGCGCCGCUUACGCCAAGGAUCGCGAGGCCAUGAUUGUUACCAGUGAUUCGGACCUGCUGAUCUACGACCUGGGCCCGCACGGCUCCGUCGCCUUGCUCAAGGACAUUGAGCAUCAGAGUGCCGCAUCGUCCAACGGCGCAGAACGACGCAGUUGUCUGAGGGUAAUGCGGUACGAGCCUGCGAGCAUGGCCCGGCGUUUCGGCCUGAAGACUCUCGAUACGCUUGCGUUCGCGCUGCACGAAGACCCGCACAAGAGCUUCAGCACAUGUCUGCAGCGCGCGCGGUGCCUACAGUCGGACCCGAGUCUUGCGUAUCUGGAGUUUGCCGCCUCGUAUGCGGCGGCGAAUGCUGCGUCCGCUCUGGCCAAUGUCGCCGUUGGCGCAGCGCCGCUUCGAGGGCUCGAUCCGCGCGUCUCUGAAUGGGUCCGUGACGGCCAGGACCUUGGCUUGUUGAGGCUUCCUCCCGAAGUGAGGGCGCUGCUGGUGGCCAAGACCGCCUCCGCGCCCGCUCGCAUGUACCUUCCCGUGCUGAUCGAAGACGCAAGCAGGAGCAGCGCCUGGGACGUCGGCGCAGACGUUCGUACGCUGGCCUACUCCGUCUUCCGCCCGGCGCGCCCAAGCGCUGCAUGUUCGACGAAGGAAGUAGUGCGACGCGGCAACCGGAUCGUAGAGACGAGCGUGCAGCACCUCGACCUACCCAGCGUGCUCGAGAUGCUCGGCCACUUCCAGGCUCUGGUGAAGCAUCUGCACUCGUUGGACGUGUCGCGCCGUCUGGUCUGGCCGCUUAUCGCCUUGUACAUGAUGUGCUCGCAUCUGCAGCGUGACGGCAGGAAGCUGCCGUCGGCCGCGAUGCUCAACGCCCUGCUCGUCCGCCGCAGGCCAUACCGCAACUGGGAGCACGUGCAAUGGUCUGCCCAGAUGCAGGCUGCCGCGUAUUCGUUGCGCAUGCUUCACCAGUGCCUUGAUCUCGGUAUGCUGUCGCCGCAUUCAAGCUCCGGCUGUGACGUGACGGCAGCGAUCGAAACAACCACGGAGCUCCUGCGCACACUGCCAAGCCUGGCGUCCUGGUUCGACGAGGACGUACUCGUUGACGACGCGGCGAUCGACCAGGCCGUCCGUAUGCUUCUCGACGCGUUGGGCGUCGACACAGCCGAUCGCACGUGUGCGGACGAGCAGCUGACGGGUAAGCAGCGGAAGAAGAAGAGGAAAAAGGAGAGGGCGGCCGCGAAGGCGGCACAGACCGGUGACAUGGGGACGAACGUGUCGUUGCCGAACAUGUUCAGCCUGUUGGCUACUGGCUCUCUGGGAAAUGAUGCUUGA
This is a messenger RNA of Verruconis gallopava, 2340 nucleotides long. RefSeq lists its product as uncharacterized. The transcript has a single exon. NCBI's taxonomy places the organism in Eukaryota, Fungi, Ascomycota, Dothideomycetes, Venturiales, Sympoventuriaceae. Bases 1 to 2340 code for a protein of 779 amino acids. The record is from RefSeq and is a predicted model, not a curated record.